AUGAACCCGCACAAGAUCAAGCGUAAACCAGUCACCGCUCAAACAUCUCAGUCGCAACUACCACAAGAGUCCGGUAGUGGCUCCUAUCGUUCUCCUCAAAGGACUCCCCAACCUAAAGGUCCUUUGGGUCGGAAUGAGAACGUCACCAAUGUCGAAACCACUCCACCCUUUCCGAUCAUGCGUCGUGGGGACGUCAUGUCCGGUUCGCCUUCAAAGGCAGCUCAAAGCCCAUCCGGUCCUCGAACUAGACAGAGUCAACCUCCUUUAAAGGACGACGCUGGCGGAAAGGAUGGUGGAGACCUUCCUUCAUCGUCGACUUCUCUCCCCGUCAUUUCCUCCCGACCGGAUGGGGAACGACAAGUAGCCCGCCCUCCCGUCUCAGGACCUCGAGCUCCUAUUAGAAACUCCGCCACCACGGGUCUGACGAGCGUACAUAUCGGUACCAAGCCGAGGGUCGCUGGACAGGACGCCAUCGGACAGACCACUGUGCGCAUGAAAAAGUCCGGUUCGGACCCAGAUACAGACAUGAACAGGUUUGGUGAACGCAUCCCGGCCAUUCCAGGAAAAGGCUAUGGGAUGAUGAAAGUACACGAGGCCGAGGACGUACCCGGCGUAGGAGUUGGAUAUGGACGGAAGAUGAAGAUGCUCAGUAAUGCCGAUUACGAUGACGAAGACAAGCAGACGGAGUUUACUUCUUCUUCGGCCAACUCCAACUUGGGGGAGAGCCGGGAUUACGGACACGGCCAGCAACAUUACAGGCCGAAAUUCGCUGUGCUGACCAUCUCGGUGGAAGAACAGGCGGCCAAGUACGAUGCCGACUAUCGAGCGAGAUUACGACGGACCGAGCGGGGACGGGCUAGAGGUGAUGAAGGGGGAGAAGGAGCCAAACGAGGCGCAGCAACUGCAUCGGACGACGAAGCAUAUUGGCAAAAAUCCAUGCUGAACGACGAUCCCCGCAUCGAAGGAAUCUACACCUUCGACUAUUCCCCCAACCCGGUCGGGCAGAAGAAGAAAUCUCGCCCGAAGACGCAUGAAGAAGAGUUGUCCCGAAUCACCGAGUACGAGGACCCGAGCCGACCAGGGAUCGUGAUGAAGUCGAGGAAAUAUCUCCCACCUCCCGUGGACGAGCGGAGCUACGGGGUACCGGCUGGAAGGCGGGUUAGGGCGUUCGCUAGAGAAAGGGAGAGAAUGGAAGGAGGCCACCACGAAGGGAAUGGUCAUGCCAUCGGUAAUGGGAAAGAGAAGACCCCUAACCCGGCGACGAGACGUAAGGAGGUUUCUACCUAUUCGGCUUUUAGCGCGAGUUCCGAGGAAAAGGCCGUCCAAGCGCUCCCGGUAGAAAGACGUAGGCGACCUCUUCUAGAGGAGAGAGAGUCGGUCACCCCGAAAGCCUCUCAGGCGCCUCUGGCUGCUGAACGACCGGGACCGGCCGCGGCGAGGUCUAAUCCGAACAUGCGACAGGAUCGGGUGGAGAGACAGCCGCAGUACCAGGCUAGUGAGGAAGAGUAUGAGGAGGAUGAAGCACGGUUCCGGCAAAAGGUCCGAAAGUUGAGGAGCGAGCCGGCGUUUCAUCGCGAAACCGAAUCUCGGGUUCGACAUGAAACGCCUUCGUACGCACAUGACGACCCUUUCAUAAGGUCGAGCGGUCCCGUAACACCUCAUGACCUAGACGACCCUACCGUCCCUCCGAUGCCCGAUGGUGAAGAGUACGACGAGCAGACCGAAAGGGAACGUCAAGAAGCUUGGAGGCAAUACUAUGCUGCUAUGCAGAUGUACGCCACGUCGCCCAUGGUCUCGCCUGGUGCUGCUAUGGGUUAUCCAGGUGGUGUACAAGACAUCCGCCCCGAAAGUAUCCCUUCCCAAGCGAAACUUGAAGAAGAAGCAACGGCUCGCGCUCGACGAGCUGAACGUAAACAUCGUCGGCGAGAACGAGAGGCUAAAUCGGAAGUGCCGGUGCCGCCUCCGAAACAAGCGAGACGAGAGAAAUCUUCCUCGGCACUCGCCUUGAACGGGAUGGUCUCACCCGCUGAUCCGGUAUUACCGACACCUCAGUACGGUGGUCUCUAUCCGGAAGGAUAUUUUGCAUACGACCCUUAUUCAGGCGGCUCGAAUCCGGCAGCCCAGCCCCUACAGGCAUAUGGUCCCGGGCAUGUCCCGAAUGGGUACAACUCGGCUGCCGAUCCGUUCGCGAUGCACGCCGUCUCUGCUGCGUUGAACGGGGCGGCGGGAUACGGGAUGGUCCCCCCGGCGAUGAGGAACAAGCGAAGCUGGUAUGGCGGGAGAUAUUCAUAA
Filobasidium floriforme is the source of this 2292-nucleotide messenger RNA. RefSeq lists its product as uncharacterized. The record is from RefSeq and is a predicted model, not a curated record. Bases 1 to 2292 code for a protein of 763 amino acids. Lineage: Eukaryota; Fungi; Basidiomycota; Tremellomycetes; Filobasidiales; Filobasidiaceae. The transcript is spliced from 5 exons.